Messenger RNA from Lacerta agilis (Sand lizard), 1867 nucleotides. RefSeq names its product purinergic receptor P2Y2 (gene P2RY2). Gene Ontology annotation, cellular component: plasma membrane. Lineage: Eukaryota; Metazoa; Chordata; Lepidosauria; Squamata; Lacertidae. The transcript has 2 exons. Gene Ontology annotation, molecular function: G protein-coupled UTP receptor activity; G protein-coupled purinergic nucleotide receptor activity; A1 adenosine receptor binding. The coding region runs from base 197 to 1279 and encodes 360 amino acids. The record is from RefSeq and is a predicted model, not a curated record. Gene Ontology annotation, biological process: blood vessel diameter maintenance; positive regulation of mucus secretion; phospholipase C-activating G protein-coupled receptor signaling pathway.
GGGUUGGAAAGAGACAAGCGCGAGGGAGAAAGAGAGAGAAGCAAGCCAAGGAGAGGCGGGUAGAGGGGGUUGGGGUGUUGUAUUUCCCGGCGAUUCCUCCUCCUCCUCCUGCUUUUAUCAGGGAAAGGAACUGAGCAUGGAAAACGAAAGAGACCCGGCAUCGUGAGAUUCUCCCCGGGAAAAGCAGAAACUGGCUAUGGCGAAUGCGUCCCUGCUGCUCCUGCUGCGCUCCUUGAACUCGAGCGCCAACUCCUCCGACGCCGACUGCGAGGAGGAAGACCCCUACAGGUGCACCUUCAACGAGGAGUUCAAGUACAUCCUCCUGCCCGUCUCCUACAGCCUCGUGUUCGUGGUGGGCCUCUGCCUCAACUUGCUGGCCCUUUACAUCUUCCUCUUCCGCAUCAAGACCUGGAAUGCCUCCACCACCUACAUGUUCAACCUGGCCGUGUCGGACACCUUGUACGUGAUCUCGCUGCCGCUCCUGGUCUACUACUACGCCAAGAGGAACCACUGGCCCUUCAGCGUGGGCUUGUGCAAGAUCGUGCGCUUCCUCUUCUAUACCAACCUCUACUGCAGCAUCCUCUUCUUGCUCUGCAUCAGCAUCCACCGCUUCAUGGGCAUCUGCUUCCCUCUGAAGUCCCUGGAGUGGGGACAAGUCCGCUACGCCCGCUGGGUCUCGGGCACCGUCUGGGCGGUCGUCAUCGCCUGCCAGUCGCCCGUGCUCUACUUUGUCACCACGAGCCCCCGGUGCGACAAGAUCACCUGCCACGACACGUCGGCGAAGGACCUCUUCGGGGACUUCAUCGUCUACAGCACCGUGAUGCUGGUCUUCCUCUUCUGCAUCCCAUUCCUGGUCAUCAUCGUCUGCUACUCCCUGAUGGCUCGCCGGCUGCUCCAGCCAACCCGCGGCACCACCCGAAUGUCCAGCUCCAAGAAGAAGUCGGUCAAGAUGAUCGCCGUCGUCCUGGCGGUCUUCAUCAUCUGCUUCUUGCCCUUCCACAUCACUCGGACCUUAUACUAUUACUUCCGCGACUGGGACCUCAGCUGCGCCACUCUCGACGCCAUCAACUUGGCGUACAAGCUCACCCGGCCCCUGGCUAGCACCAACAGCUGCCUGGACCCUAUCUUGUACUUUUUGGCAGGGCAGAAGUUUGUGAAAUUUGCCUGCCCCAAAACGCCGGCGCCGGGCGAGAACCAGACGACCUCGAACACCACCGUCAAUUGCCGCCUGCGGGCCAGAGACCAGUUAGCGAUGAAAGCAAAACGCAUUGUGUCUUAGGCACUUGACAUUUUUGCCUUCGCCCGUCUGCAAAGUAUUACUUACCUGUCUGUGUCGGUUGGAAAAAGUCCCAUGUUGCAGGGAGAAGGGUUUUGUUCUCGACCUGUGAGACGCCGGAAGUGUAUUUUCAACCUGCAUCUGCAAGAAACGGUUCGAAAAGUGAUGGACACGUCACUUUUUUCUUUCCCCAACACUUGUUGUUGUUUUGGGAGCUAGGUACUAUAUUAAGCGUGUUGUCUAAUCUGACAACGGCACAAUAGACACUGGGUUGUGUGAAUAGGGAAUCCUACAUAAGGUGUGUAGUGAGAGGCAAUGUAGCAUAAUGGACGAAGGAUUGGGUCUAGACCCACUGAAUACAAACAGUGUAUCACAUGGGGAAAUUGUUUCUAGACUGCACCACUUCAGUUUGCAUUGGCGGGGGUGUGUGUGGAGUGGGGGUCACAAGUCUGAAUGCUAAAACAUUACUCUUCCACAACCAACGGAACCUACAGAACUGCUACAUACAGAGUCAGACCACUGGUCUAUCUAACCCAGUAUCAGUAAGUUUUACUGGGGCUGGAUCGACAUUGAUCUGCUAAACCCUUUUUA